AUGACAUCAGUGGUCAACACCAAUGCUUCACUGCCGUACAACCAUCACUUAUUUGAAAGAGUUAUGGUAAAGAAAAGAAUAGAGACAUUCAUUCAGGCAAUUUGGAUAGAAACUGAUAACAAGAACGCCACUGACAUCGGUUGGCAGCCAUAUCUUGUAAUGUCUCCAAGCAGGCACAGUGAGGAUCACGCGGUCCUCAUCCUGGAAGGCGAUACUUUUGUACAGGACGUUGCAUCAAUUGAUGUGUAUGCUUCCUGGUAUUCAGCCAAGCGUAAGGCCACGAAGUCUCAGCACAUUCAAAAUCAUAAAACUACUCACAAGGUUGAUGAAUACUCUUCGACUGCUCACGACCGGUUUCACCCUUCUUGGGACUCAUUAGGUAGACGUAGUUUCAGAGAUGUCGUCAACCUUAUGUUCUACUUGAAACCAAAUUGGACAGAUUUUGACAAAUGCACUCAGUCGCAUUAUAAGUUGUUUUUCACGAGUGACUCUAAUGAAUCUCUUGUUUAUGACUAG
Opisthorchis viverrini is the source of this 516-nucleotide messenger RNA. RefSeq lists its product as hypothetical. The coding region runs from base 1 to 516 and encodes 171 amino acids. Lineage: Eukaryota; Metazoa; Platyhelminthes; Trematoda; Opisthorchiida; Opisthorchiidae. The transcript is spliced from 4 exons. The record is from RefSeq and is a predicted model, not a curated record.